AUGGCGGCCAGCGGCAGCUCGGAGCGCGGUCCUCCUGCCUUCCCCGAGGACAGAGAGCCUGAGGCCGGACACAGAGAGCCUGAGGACGGGGACCAGGAGGAGGCUUCAAAGGUCGCGCACGCCCGUGUGGAGGUGAGCAGCUCUGGCCCCGCCCCCUGCACCACGCCCUCCUUCCCCCCCGCUCAGCACACCUCUCUGGAGCAGUUGGAGGAAGAUGAAGAAGCCAAGGACAGCUUUGACGUGGACAUCUCGGUCACCAGUCCUGAGAAAGUGGCGGACGGCAUGAACGCAUACGUGGCCUACAGAGUCUCCACCAGGGUGAGUCUGUGGAACUGA
Knipowitschia caucasica is the source of this 336-nucleotide messenger RNA. NCBI's taxonomy places the organism in Eukaryota, Metazoa, Chordata, Actinopteri, Gobiiformes, Gobiidae. The record is from the annotation of a GenBank genome assembly.